This is a messenger RNA of Syngnathus typhle (broad-nosed pipefish), 1796 nucleotides long. It is a transcript of the gene get4, whose product is annotated as guided entry of tail-anchored proteins factor 4. Gene Ontology annotation, molecular function: protein binding. The transcript is spliced from 9 exons. Gene Ontology annotation, cellular component: cytosol; BAT3 complex. Gene Ontology annotation, biological process: protein insertion into ER membrane. Bases 1 to 975 code for a protein of 324 amino acids. NCBI's taxonomy places the organism in Eukaryota, Metazoa, Chordata, Actinopteri, Syngnathiformes, Syngnathidae. The record is from RefSeq and is a predicted model, not a curated record.
AUGAUGUCGGAGCAGGAGUCCCUGAGGGGCUCCAGUGGCAGAAACCGCGGAGGCGUACAGAGGGUUGAAGGCAAACUACGAGCCAGCGUAGAAAAAGGAGAUUACUAUGAAGCACACCAGAUGUAUAGGACGUUAUUUUUUAGGUACAUGUCACAGGCAAAACACAGUGAAGCCAGAGAGCUGAUGUACAAUGGCGCAUUAUUGUUCUUCAGCUAUAACCAGCAAAACAGUGCAGCAGAUCUCUCCAUGCUGGUGCUUGAGGUGCUGGAGAAGUCAGAGAGCAAAGUGGAUGAAGAUAUAUUAGAAAGCUUGGCUAAGCUGUUCAGCCACAUGGAUCACAACUCUCCGGAAAGAGUAGCCUUCGUGUCCAGAGCCUUGAAAUGGUCCACGGGAGGUUCCAGCAAAUUGGGCAAUCCAAAGCUACACCAGCUCUUGGCUGUCACCUUGUGGAAAGAGCAAAACUACAGUGAAUCUCGUUACCACUUCCUGCAUUCGUUCGACGGGGAGGGCUGUGCGCAGAUGCUGGUGGAGUAUUCCUCCUCUCGAGGUUUCCGCAGCGAGGUCGACAUGUUUGUGGCCCAAGCGGUCCUACAGUUCCUCUGCCUAAAGAACAAAAACAGCGCUUCCGUGGUGUUCAGCACGUACACGGAGAAACACCCGUCCAUAGAGAGGGGUCCUCCAUUUGUUCAGCCUCUUCUAAACUUUAUCUGGUUUCUGCUGCUGGCAGUGGAUGGGGGUAAAUUAACAGUUUUCACAGUCUUAUGUGAGCAAUAUCAACCUUCCCUGAAGAGGGAUCCCAUGUAUAAUGAGUACCUCGACAGAAUAGGACAGGUUUUCUUCGGCGUCCCCCCCAAACAAUCUGCGGCGUACGGCGGCAUGCUAGGAAACUUGCUGAACAGCCUGAUGGGAGCGGGCGAGGAAGACGACGGCGUCGAAGAGGCCCGGGAGGACAGCAGCCCCAUCGAGCUGGAUUGAGCAGACGGCUGACGAAGAACAAAAAGAACACACACACACACACAUAAAAAAUGGGGGAGGCCACGCCCACUCUUGACUUCAUCAUUACUAAUUUUGGUUUUCAUGCACUUGACAGCAUUGUAGACACGACGUUCCCUUCUUUAGCGUGUUGCUUUCUCACGGAGUGUCAAUUGCUUUUGUCAGCAUUUCUCUGCACCCACCACCACCAUUCAUUUCUAAUAGUUAUUUAGAUUUGCCUGUUGACAUGAGAUUGUUUUUGGGUUUCUCAUCUGUCGCAAAUGGAUGGAUGGAUAUUUAUUGAGCUUCAGAAUUCAGUGUUUUGGGUUUUAAGUCACCUAUUGAUGAUAACCAGACCUUUAGGAUAUUACUAAAUUCAAUGCCAAGUUUUAUAUCAUCAGUUGUGUGCAAAUAUGAAAUUUGCAUAUAUGAUUAAAUAUUAAAUUUCUGAUAAAUCAGUGGGAUUGGCACUUUUGUAAGCAUACAGUAUGUUAGUGUUUAAAGAAUCAUCCCUAAUCUAGAAUUGCUCUCACGCGUUUGCUAUCAGUAUUGGAUUUUUUUUUUCUACAGUCAUCGCUGUUGUGCAACAAAAGUUCAACAGCCAAAAUAACAAUUUCCAAAGAGACUUUUGUGAAUUGUUGCUUGUCACACCGCUACUGACGAAUGCGUUCACUUUUUCUUCAGUUUGACAUAUUAGUCACUGCAGUUUUAUUUUUUAUUUUUUUUUCCCUCCUUUGAAAACCUAAGCGGGCCGCUUUCCUUUGUCAUGACAGACUAAGACAAUAAACUACCAUUGAGAGGAUUGAGACUGAUGUGAAACAAAA